AUGCCUCCAUUUAUGAAAGUUUCCAACAGUUCUCACUUCCAGAUUACUGAGUUCAUCCUUAAAGGGCUUCCAGGAAUCUAUAACUGGCAGCAUUGGCUAUCUCUACCCCUGGCAUUACUCUACCUCUCAUCUCUUGGUGCCAACCUUCUUAUCCUGCUUACAAUCCAACAGGAGCCCAGCCUGCACCAGCCCAUGUACCAGUUCCUGGGAAUCCUUUCUGUUGUAGAUGUGGGCCUGGCCACCACCAUCGUGCCCAAGAUAUUAGCUAUCUUCUGGUUUGAUGCCAAGGCCAUCAGCCUCCCUGAGUGCUUUGCUCAGAUCUUUGCCAUACACUACUUCCUGGCCAUGGAGUCAGGCAUCUUCCUCUGCAUGGCUUUUGACAGAUAUGUGGCUAUUUGCCAUCCCCUCCGCUAUCCAACUAUUGUCACAGACUCUUCUGUCUUUAAAGCUACAGUAUUCAUGGUGCUCAGAAAUGGACUGGCUGUUAUGCCAGUGCCUGUGCUGGCUGCUCAGAGAGAUUACUGCUCCUCGAAUGAGAUUGAACACUGCCUGUGCUCCAACUUGGGGGUCACCAGUCUGGCCUGUGAUGAUAGGACACUCAAUAGAAUUUGCCAACUAGUCAUUGCCUGGACACUAAUGGGUGGUGACUUGUGCUUGAUAAUCCUUUCCUAUGCCCUGAUUGUCAAUUCUGUACUGAGAAUGAACUCUGCAAAAUCUGCAUCCAAAGCUCUGAGCACCUGUAGCUCCCACCUUAUCCUCAUCCUCUUCUUCUAUACAUCCAUUGUUGUGGUGUCUGUCACCCACCUAGCAGGGAGGAAAUUUCCCCUUAUCCCUGUGCUAUUCAAUGUGUUGCACAACAUCAUCCCUCCAGCCCUCAACCCCAUUGUAUAUGCACUCAGGACGAAGGAACUUAGGCUGGGUUCCCUAAGAAUACUCAGGGUGGCCACAGAGUACAGAUAA
Molecule: messenger RNA, 960 nt
Organism: Trichosurus vulpecula (common brushtail)
Lineage: Eukaryota; Metazoa; Chordata; Mammalia; Diprotodontia; Phalangeridae
Product: olfactory receptor 56B1-like
Exons: 1
Coding region: 1-960 (319 amino acids)
Biological process (GO): G protein-coupled receptor signaling pathway
Cellular component (GO): membrane
Molecular function (GO): G protein-coupled receptor activity; olfactory receptor activity
Source: RefSeq, a predicted model, not a curated record